UUUUGUAGUACCUGGGCGAGUUCUGUGCUGACACUGUGGGAGCACCUCGCCAGCUCCUGUGUCCCCAGAGCCCCAGCAAGGCCUGGAGGAGCUACCUGCUCUUGGUGGAGCUGAAUGGAGCCAGAGAACUGGGGAGGAAAUUUUGACAGCUGGGAACUAAGGUAGUGUUUCACAGACUGGAUGAGUCCCUGUGCAUUAGCUGUGCCUUUCCUCUGAGGACAAGUCUAUGAAGUGAGGAGAUGCCUUGUUAUAGGCAUCUCCUUGUUUGAAGAAAGUCAACAGCAGCAGGCUGGAGCUGCCCUGGGGGAAGAGCCAGAGAUGUCUCAUGGCACUGACACAGUCUGGAAGGGAUGGAAAAAACCCUGCCUGGGUCUGUGUUAGUAGAGAGAACACAAAAAUGUGACAAAGCUGGUCAAACCUGCUCUCUGUGCUGGGACUUCAGGAGAUUUUUUUCACUUGGCAAAGAAGGGGCUAUAGUAGUGUUUGGCUGGUCUUUUGUAGUUGUGCUUCCAGGUGUUCUGUGUUCUGCUCUGUGGGUACCUGGACCCUGGCUCUGCAAGUUUCUUCCUUGUUCCCAAUGAGGGGCAGCACUGCGGCUCUAAGCCAUCAGCUUCCACUCCCCACACAGGCAGAGUUGGGAAUUAACCCAGGGGAAAGCUGGCACUCAGGUAUUGGGAUACUGACAUGGGAAUGAGCAAAUGGUCUGAGGCUUCUAUGGGGAAUAGGCCCCAUGGCUCGAGACAGCUCCGAGUGCUCCCUACUCCCUGCAUGGAGCUGAGCAAGACAGCCAGUGUUGUCAGCAUGUGUGGAACCUAUGGAUGUGUGUGGAUGUGUACAGAUGUGUGUGGAUGUGUAGAGAUGUCUAUGUGUGUAUGGAUGUGUACGGAUGUGUAUGGAUGUUUGUAGCAUAAGGAUAAUGUCACACAUUCUGCAGGUUCUGUUGUCACAGGCUAUACAGGCUGUUACAGGACAUUUGGGGAUCAAAGGUUUUGGAGUAUCAGGACAGGAGUCUCCAGUGAAAGUAGUUUGCUGCUGUAGAGCAGAUGCUUCUCAUGCUCUGGACAGUCUCUGCCUGGCAAACAGAAAACAAAAGGCUGUGGAUUUGCUCAGAACUCCUCAAAAUUUAAUCAAAUGCAACUAGAAAAAAUGUGGUGAUAAGUCCCAUUGAAUUAAUAUUUAUGAGACUUACAUUUUCCCUUGCAAACGUGACAUGGCAUCAGGUGUGUGUCUCAAGAUUGUGCUUUUCAGGACACAGGGAGAAGUGCGGUGUUCCCAAAGUGGCCCUCAAUUUUCCCAAAGCAUGUUCAGUGGAUAAGCCUUGCAGAGACCCUGUUGUCCCCAGCCAGGGUGGCAUCUGAGCCAUGGGGACAGCUGAGGACACUGCUGUCACUUGUCAUUCCACCGUGUGACACAGCCCAGCAGCUCUGGAUGCAAGCACAGAUCACCAGUGUUGCCAGGCUGGAACCAAACCUGCACAGCGAUUUUGGAGGGCUGCAGCUUCUCUCCUCAGCCAUUGUUAUGUGAGUGCUGACUGCCUGCAUGUGGCACAGAGGCAAACUAUAGAUAACUGCAUGAGCUAUUCCUUCCCUCUGAUAACAAGGCCAGAACUGCACAUCAGCUUUAUCCCUUCUCGUACCAAUCUCCCAGUUCACUGGCAGGAAGAGAUAUGGCCCUGGCAUACAAAAAUUCCCUGUGAUAAUCGUACCAAAACUCUGCCAGGGCGCUGCUGGUCCCCACGCUGGGGACAUACUGGUCAGUACUUUUCCAGAUGCCACAAAGCUUCCUCAGGGGUGUGUGAUGAUGUGGCUUGACCACAGAUGUAGCAAUAAAUAGCCUACAGGGCCUUUAAGGACACCAGACAUUCUCUCCCUGUCAGAUAAUUAUCAGUCUCAUACCCAAGGGCAUGUUCUCUAUCAGCUCACAAGUGUUUCCAUGGUAUUUGGUUAUUUUAUUUGUGUCAGGUCUGGUUGUGCUUUAUACUGUAACAAACAUAAACUAAAUAAUCAUGAGGGAAAAUGUCAGAUCUUUUCCUGCAUUUUUAUGGAUUCCUUUUUGGUUUGGUGUGUGCAUUCACAGGCAGACAGGUCAAGAUCAAGAUCAAGAUCAAGGAUUACCCUGAGAAGGAGAGGCCUGAAACCUGCUCUAUCCUAGAGCAUAUCCAAGGAGCAUCAGUCUGGCUCCAGCCCAGAGCCUGUUGGGGGCUGACUCCAUCUCCUUACACACAGGGGCAGGGAUCCCUGCAGGUAGCACCUGCUGAACUGUCGGGAAAAGACUUUUUCUGUCCUUUGGGAUGCAAACCUGAAGGUAAGUCUGCGGUGGCUUGGUUUUAUCCCUUUAAAAUAUUUUCACAGUUUUUGGGAAACUUUUGUCAUAAAAUUCUCCACUUUUCAUUAUUUUCGCAGUGUUCAAAACAAUCUACUCCUAAGGUAAACGUUUCAGUGAAUGCUUCAGUAAAAUGGAAGGUGUGUUUUGUGAUACCAUUCACAGCUUUGAGAACCUCUGAGUUCAUACCCUCAAAAGCGAGUGCAGCAAUGUUUUUGUUUAGGCUAUUUACACCCCAUCAGAGCUCAGAGCUGAGUUAAUGUUUCACCUCAGGCUGCAGUAAAUUAGAGAAAACAGUAUUUCCUCAUUCCCAGACUUACCCUUUUACUUCCUUUGCGUUGCUCCAUUUGCUGAUACAGGCAAAAACAUUGCUUAAUCCCUUUUAACAACUGUUGAGACUAUUUUUAAACACAAAAUAUGUUUCUGUACUGCAUUGUCUUUUGCUGACACAUUUUUAAGACUACCAAGCCUCAACCAAUGCUAAGUAAUGAGAGCUGUCUUCUAUCUGGCAAACCUACCAGAACUGUUUAAUGAGUUUAGAAAGAUAAACCCAUGUGAACCUCAGUGAUUUUUCCACCUCAUUUUGUUUCACCCAAAAGCAGGAAAGGCUUGCUCCUUGGACAUUAAUUUUGGAAAUUCUGAAGUGCUCUUUGGGUAAGCUUUUCGAAGAGGUCCUUACCAGUGGAGAUGGCACACACAUCUGGCAGCUGACAAACCUGUGCCUCUGCUCUGCCAAGGAGCAGCUCCCACGCCUGCCAUGCUGGAGCUCCUGGGGAAGUGCCAUGGGACCCGUGCUCACCUGUAACAGCAGAGGACAAGAGCUUCAGACAAGCAGAGCAAAUACAGAAACAAUCUCCAGAUAUGUUCUGCAGAUAUUUUUUCUUCUUCUGUCUGUGUCUUUUCCUUCCAACCCAAAGGAGCUCUCUGGGUCAUGGAUCCAGCUUGCAUGGCAGGGGCACAACAUCCCUCCCUGGAUUUGAGAACCUCACCAUGGGGUACAACAAAUACCUCCGGCCCUACUUUGGUGGAGAGCCUGUACAAAUUGCAAUGAGUCUGGACAUUGCAAGUAUUUCUAGUAUAUCUGAGAGUGACAUGGAUUACACAGCCACCAUCUCCCUGCGACAGCGAUGGACAGACCCUCGGCUGGUCUUCCACGGCAACAAGAGCUUCACGCUGGAUGCUCGCCUGGUGGAGUUGCUCUGGGUGCCAGACACCUACAUUGUGGAGUCAAAAAGGUCCUUCCUGCAUGACGUCACUGUGGGCAACCGCCUCGUCAGGCUGUUUUCUAAUGGCACUGUCUUGUAUGCCUUAAGAAUCACUGCUACUGUUGCCUGUAACAUGGACCUGUCAAAAUACCCUAUGGACACACAAAUAUGCCAACUGCAGCUAGAAAGCUGGGGCUAUGAUGAGAAUGAUGUCACCUUCAUCUGGCUGAGGGGAAACAACUCCGUGCACGGCAUGGAAAAGCUGCGUCUCUCCCAGUACACGGUGGAGCGCUACCACACCCUGGUCUCCAAGUCACAGCAGGAGACAGGCAGUUACCCACGACUGAUAUUACAGUUUGAACUGAGAAGAAAUGUCCUUUACUUCAUAUUGGAGACCUAUGUGCCUUCCACUCUGCUUGUCAUGUUGUCCUGGGUUUCUUUUUGGAUCACCCUGGACUCAGUGCCUGCAAGAACCUGCAUUGGAGUUACAACAGUGCUUUCUAUGACAACUCUGAUGAUCGGCUCACGAAGUUCACUUUCAAAAACCAACUGUUUCAUUAAGGCCAUUGAUGUUUAUCUUGGCAUUUGCUUCAGCUUCAUCUUUGGUGCCCUUGUGGAAUAUGCAGUGGCUCACUACAGCUCCUCACAGAAGUGUGCAGCUAAAGUACCAGAAGAGGGGCCUGCAAAUGGACGGACUGAAGAAAUGGAAGAAGUUGACAUCACCAACAUCCUCAAAAAUUCUAUCACCAGCUGUAAUCAAAAAAUCAGCUUCACAAGCAUUGAGAUUUCCAGUGAUAAUGUUAACUGCAGUGACUUGACCAUGAAAAGUCAUGAGAAAAUCAAAUUUGGCUUGAGGAACAAAAUGCACAGGAUCAUUGGUUAUUUCACAAUUCAGAACCCUGCCAAUGUGGACCACUACUCCAAAUUGCUUUUCCCUUUGUUUUUUAUGGUGGUCAAUGUGUUUUACUGGGCUUAUUAUCUAUAUUUUUAGUAGAAAUUAGUUGCUUCAUUCUCCUACUUCAGCAGGAGAGGAAUUGUGCCAGUGGCAUCCAGGCACCUAACCUCAGUGAAUUCAAUGAGGACAAAAAGCUUCCUUGUGUUUCCUGAGGUACCCAGCAGAAGUGUGUGAGGUGUGCAUGCAUCAGCAGCACUGACUCUGACAGCAGCUGUUCAGCUGAGAAGCUGUGCUGGGCUCUUCUGCUCAUAGCUGUAUUUAAUUCUACACGUCACCUGGCCGGAGAUGGGUGUGCAGGACUGCACUGACAGCUACAGAGCACUACAAGAGGCAGAAUUAUUUUGGUAGCUUGGAGCAGGUUGGAACCUUCAAGUUGAGAUGGAUGAAUAAGAUCAUGACUGUUACUCUUUGUUUGUCAGAGAGAACAGAGGGACUGUGAUUGCUGCCUCAGUAGCUGCUCUGUUGCAGUGAGAGCCCUGAGGCAGCAGCAGGAGCUCAGUGCAGUGCAGCACAGUGGGAUGCUCCUGUGCAUGGUGCUGCUUUGUCCUGGAUGGUGCAGUGCCAGGAUGGUGAUUCAGUACUGCACAGUGGUGCCUCACUGCUUUUAAUCUGUAACUCACUGAGAUAACCCUCACUUGCUGAAGUUCUCCAUCCCCGAGACAGAUGGAGGGUUGUUGUUUGUCAAUGAGCUGCAUUUUUUCAGAGAUUUGGGAACAUGAAAUAGAGGCAGCAAAAUCAUUUUGUAACCCAUCUCUUAUACUCUUCCUGCUGUACUGCACGUGAACAGAUUCUACCACUUCCCAUGUCUUCCUUAAAAAUCAUUUUUUGUCCUGGAGAAUGUUUCCUUCAGCCUUCACUGCUACAAGCAGCUCUCACUCCUUGCCAGCCAUAGGCACAAGUGGCCAUUUGUCAUCCCCUCCUUUACGUGGCUGUGCAUCUGCGGCAAGUCAACAGUGCUGCUGGGUGUCAAAUGUGCAUGGGUUGGGGUAAGCUAGUCUAAAUCACCUUUUCACUCUCACACUUUCACUUUUAGGCUGAAACACUGUACUUUUUUGAGAAAAAUCAUAUUCUAAGUGGGCUCUGGAAACUACCCGAAGUCAGCUUUGUUUAUCCUGCAAUCAGCAGAAGCCAAAGUUUUGUUUUAAAGAUAAAUGAAAUGUGGUCACACAGUUACAUUAAAGAACCAAAUGCUAUUUGGUACUGUGUAGCUUAAGAAUACUGGAAGUCUUUAUUUGCUGAUUGUAAAAUGAACAUUUUAUGGCAUAUUCCCCCCCACUCAGCACCGUUUUUUCGUCUGUGCUGCUUUCAUCACUGAGAGGGGGCAAUCCUGCAGUUACAUGGCCAGAAUCAGAAUUGCCUGCAAUGGCUCCAUUCAGCAGUGUUCUGGCUGGGUGAGGCCUCUCAGUUUGUAGCUUAUGUUACAGUCUCAGCAUGCAGUGUUUGUUUAGCUUAAGGAUCUCUUCUUGGGGGUUCCUAGAGAAGGUGAACAGAGCAUGUGAAACUAUAGAUUUUUUACUUUAUUAACUUUUUAUUGAACCACUUCACCACACUGUACUUUGAGGGAUCUAACCCACAUAUUCAUAAAUCAUCACUUUUAUGAAAAACAGCACAAGAAGACAGAGGGGAACAGGCUGACAAUGGCAAGUGGAAAAACACAAACUCCAAUAAUGAAGUGUUGGCUUGUAUAUACUGGCAUUUGAAGUCCAUUCCAUAAAAUGUAAUAAAGUGAAUGUUUGUGAUAUGAACACAACCCCUCAGAGAGAUUCUGUACUAAAAAAAAAAUCAUUAUCU
This is a messenger RNA of Motacilla alba alba, 6273 nucleotides long. It is a transcript of the gene GABRP, whose product is annotated as gamma-aminobutyric acid type A receptor subunit pi. The record is from RefSeq and is a predicted model, not a curated record. Gene Ontology annotation, biological process: regulation of membrane potential; signal transduction; monoatomic ion transmembrane transport. The transcript has 10 exons. Gene Ontology annotation, molecular function: GABA-A receptor activity; extracellular ligand-gated monoatomic ion channel activity; neurotransmitter receptor activity. Gene Ontology annotation, cellular component: neuron projection; membrane; synapse. NCBI's taxonomy places the organism in Eukaryota, Metazoa, Chordata, Aves, Passeriformes, Motacillidae. The coding region runs from base 3184 to 4518 and encodes 444 amino acids.